Aspergillus piperis CBS 112811 is the source of this 993-nucleotide messenger RNA. RefSeq names its product oligoribonuclease. Gene Ontology annotation, cellular component: mitochondrion. Gene Ontology annotation, molecular function: nucleic acid binding; 3'-5'-RNA exonuclease activity. The transcript has a single exon. The record is from RefSeq and is a predicted model, not a curated record. Bases 230 to 748 code for a protein of 172 amino acids. NCBI's taxonomy places the organism in Eukaryota, Fungi, Ascomycota, Eurotiomycetes, Eurotiales, Aspergillaceae.
AGACCAACACCACCUCAUGCCAACGCCUGCAUCCAAUUCUUGCUGAUUGUCUGAAGGAGUCCCAGGAGAUACUGUAUUCUACUUACCGCUUCCAAGAGCCAUGCCAUUGACACGUUCCUCCGAUCCCCUGGUGUGGAUUGAUUGCGAGGUGCGGCAUUCCUGUGCUUCUACCCCUCUACCAGCUACCAGCCGCGACUGACGAACUCCAAACAUUUCGAUCGGCGUGUAGAUGACCGGCCUUGACCCGGACACCGACCAGAUUCUCCAAAUCUGCUGCUUCAUCACCGAUGCCAACCUCAACCUCCUCGAACCCCAGGGCUUCGAAACCGUCAUCCACCACCCGACCUCAGUCCUAGAAAACAUGAACGCAUGGUGCAUCGAGACCCACGGUCGCACAGGGCUGACGGCGGCCGUGCAGGCCUCGACCACCACCGCGGAGGAGGCUGCGACGGCUCUUUUGGCCUAUAUCCAGAAAUACGUGCCACAGCCCCGGCGAGGACUGCUGGCGGGGAACAGUGUCCACGCCGACAAGGCGUUUCUGGCUAAGGGACCAUACCAGGCGGUGCUAGAAUGGCUACACUAUCGGAUCGUGGACGUGAGUGCACUCAAGGAAAUGGUACGACGGUGGGGUUCAGACGAGCUACUAGAGUCCGUGCCAGGGAAGAAGGAGGUCCAUCUUGCCCGGGACGAUAUUCUGGAAAGCAUCGAGGAGAUGCGAUUCUACCGGGGGCAACUGUUCGGAUUGUAGCCGAAUAUGUCUGAGCGAGGGAACGGACCCGGGAAGCUCUUCCCACAAAAGAUCCCAACGUACACGAAAGCAUAGAGAGGGGUAGACCCCAAUUACAAUGUAGACAGCUGGAUGGAUGCCCAAUGGAUCCGGGAUUGCAGCAAGAAUGGCCGGUUUUUUCCAGGCAUCUGCAGCUCGAGUGUCGUAGUGUACAGUGUAUCGCGAUGGGGGGAUCGAAUGAAGCUCUGGCCUGAAGUCAUCAUGCU